GAACAGAAGGUGUUAUCCAUCCCUCACGGACAGAUCACGAAACAGCCACGAACACCAAAUUUGUGUUCAGUUUUUCUUUAUUUUAAGCUGCUGUUUUUCAGAAGGCGCUUCAAUAAGAAGAAAACAACUGGGGCUCUUUUACUGUUCACGGGCCUUUAUUUCAUACAAAGAGACCUGCAAUGUCUCUGAGAGGUGAUGUGUGUGUGGUGACGGGUGCCUGUGGAUUCCUGGGAAAGAGGCUGGUGAGGCUGCUGCUGGAAGAAGAGAAAAUGGCUGAGAUUCGACUGCUGGACAAACGCAUAGAGCUGCAGUUUUUGCAGAGUUUGGAGGACUGUAAAGGUGAGACAAAGCUGAGUGCUAUUGAAGGGGACAUCAGAGACGGUGAGUUCCUGAAAAAAGCCUGCCGCGGUGCAUCAGUCGUCUUCCACGUGGCGUCCAUCAUUGAUGUCAGUGACUCAGUGAAGUACAGUGAGCUUUACGGGGUGAAUGUCCGAGGAACACAGUUGCUUUUGGAAGCCUGUAUUCAAGAGAAUGUGAUGUCCUUCAUAUACACCAGCACCAUCGAAGUUAUGGGUCCAAACCCCAAGGGAGAACCUAUAAUCAACGGCAGUGAAGACACAGUUUACGACAGCACUUUGAAGUUCAACUACAGCAAGACCAAAAGGGAGGCUGAGGAGAGAACCCUGCAGGCCCACGGUGAAGUGCUCCAAAACGGAGGCCAGCUGGCAACCUGCGCCCUCAGACCCAUGUAUAUCUAUGGAGAGGGCUGCCGCUUCCUCCUAGGCCACAUGGAUGAUGGGAUAAGAAACAGGAAUGUUCUGUUUCGCAUGUCACUCCCCGAGGCCCUUGUGAAUCCUGUCUACGUGGGCAAUGUGGCCACCGCUCACCUCCAGGCAGCCCGCAGCCUCAAAGAUCCACAGAAAAGGAUUGCCGUUGGAGGAAAGUUUUACUUCAUUUCUGAUGACACUCCACCUGUGAGUUAUUCAGACUUCAACCAUGUCAUGAUGUCUCCUCUGGGUUUCAGUAUUCAAGAGAAACUCCAGCUGCCACUCAGCCUCCUUUACUUAUUCUGUUUCCUUUUGGAGACACUGUCCAUAAUCCUACGGCCUUUCAUACGCAUCAUCCCACCAUUGAACCGGCAGCUCCUCACCAUGUUGAACACGCCGUUCAGCUUUUCCUAUCAGAAAGCCAAGAGGAAUCUGGGAUAUGUCCCCAGAUACAGCUGGGAAGAAGCACACAAACGCACCAUUGAAUGGCUCGCCUCACAGUUGCCAGCAGAGAGAGAAAAAAUCUGGUCUAAAUAGUUGAAAAAUUACUAAAAGUCAUUAGCACCACAUUAAAACAGUGAAACACAUAGGCAUAACAUGUGACAUUAACCAUGGAGUUGUAAAGUCCUGUUUUAAAGCCUAACCCUUACCUUACAGCCAUCACCAUUUUGGAUUUUUUUGUUUUGUUUUUGUUUCUUGGAGCCAGAAGUAACCAUAUUUUUAAAAAGUUUUAAGCUAACACUAGCAAGUUGCAUUAGUAAUGUGAGAGUCUAGGGGAAUGACUCAAGCGGAACUACAGUUUUUAGCACUUCCAGGCUUCAAGAUUCCACUUUGGUUAAAAAAAAUAGCAACCUGUACAAUAAGUAUGUUCUCUGUAUCUGUUAAUGCCAUUGUCAUUUUUCACAUGAGUAACAGAUUUCCAGGUUUCCACUGACUGUUAGCAGAACUGUAUAGCAUGUAGGCAUCACUGAAAAACUUUUUUCAUAUGUUUGUUUUGUCUGAUAAUACAUCCAAAGCCACACAAUCUUGGGGGGGGGGUGGUUGACCUUAAACUCCAGGAGAUACUAUUUAAAUCAUUUAUUCUA
Messenger RNA from Archocentrus centrarchus (flier cichlid), 1852 nucleotides. Its product is annotated as 3 beta-hydroxysteroid dehydrogenase/Delta 5-->4-isomerase-like. The transcript is spliced from 3 exons. The coding region runs from base 180 to 1304 and encodes 374 amino acids. NCBI's taxonomy places the organism in Eukaryota, Metazoa, Chordata, Actinopteri, Cichliformes, Cichlidae. Gene Ontology annotation, biological process: steroid biosynthetic process. Gene Ontology annotation, molecular function: oxidoreductase activity, acting on the CH-OH group of donors, NAD or NADP as acceptor. The record is from RefSeq and is a predicted model, not a curated record.